AUGUCUAUUACAGAGUUUGAAUAUAAAAAUGGUUUUCCAGCUAUUCGUUUAACACAUCCAAAUGGUUCUGCAUCUGUUGAAUUUUUAUUAUAUGGUGCACAUGUUCUUUCUUGGACUGUAAAUGAUCAUGAACUUUUAUUUGUCAGUGAUCAAGCUAUAUUUGAACAAGGAAAAGCUAUUCGUGGUGGUAUACCUAUUGUGUGGCCUCAAUUUGGACCAGGUCCAUUACCACAACAUGGUUUUGCACGUGUUAAACCCUGGCGUAUAGGUAAAACAAAUACAACUGAUAAUGUUAGUAUUGAGUUACAUCUUUCUCAUGAUGAUGAUACAUUAAAAAUAUGGCCACAUAAAUUCAACUUAACACUUCAUAUUCGUUUAACUGAAAAAUCAUUCUAUCAAGAAUUAAUUGUUGAUAAUCGAGAUGAUCAAACAUUUGAAUUUACUGCAUUAUUUCAUACCUAUUUUACUGUUGAUGAUAUAAAAACAACUAAAAUAUCAGGAUUAAAUAAUGUGACUUAUUUGGAUAAAGUCGAUGGAGGCAAAACAAAAACAGAAACAAAUAAGAUUAUUGAAUUUACAGGUGAAACUGAUCGUGUCUAUAAAGACGGUGGUAAAAAUAACAAUUCAAUUUCUAUCAAUGAUCGUAUUCAAGUUAUUGGUUCGAAUACAAUGCCAGAUGUUGUCGUGUGGAAUCCUUGGCAAGAAAAAGCGAAAGCAGCGGUUGAUAUUGGUGAACAUAAUUAUCCAAAAUAUGUCUGUGUUGAAGUUGGUCAUGUUAGUAAUCCUGUUCAACUUGAUAAAGAUCAAACAUGGAAAGGAUCACAAGAAUUAACCUUAUUAACCAGUUAA
Messenger RNA from Adineta steineri, 849 nucleotides. The record is from the annotation of a GenBank genome assembly. Lineage: Eukaryota; Metazoa; Rotifera; Eurotatoria; Adinetida; Adinetidae.